Messenger RNA from Neolamprologus brichardi, 5858 nucleotides. RefSeq names its product collagen, type XXVIII, alpha 2a (gene col28a2a). Lineage: Eukaryota; Metazoa; Chordata; Actinopteri; Cichliformes; Cichlidae. Gene Ontology annotation, molecular function: serine-type endopeptidase inhibitor activity. The record is from RefSeq and is a predicted model, not a curated record.
CCCCCUGCGACACUGAAAAAGAAUAAGCGGCAGAAAAUGGAUGGAUGGAUGGAUGGAAUUUAGAUUUACUCAAGAAAAUUCAGACCUCUGGGAAAAUCUUGACUCGUGGAUGGCAAAAAAAAUUUUGGCUCUUGUAAAAAAAAAUGUUUUGUUUUGGACCUUUCCAUUUGGAGUUUGGGUGCUCUUCCUUUGCACAUCUGGUCAACAAGUUUAGGUUAACUGAUGAUUUUACAUUGGUGGUACAUGUGAAUAUGAAAGUGAAUAGUUGUCUUUCUCAGUAAGCCCUAUAACAGACAGGCAAACAUAUCCAGGGUGCACCCUUCUUUUCUCACCAGGCCAUUUGGUGACAUUCAUUGGAUAAGCAGUUGCAGAUCAGAAAUAUCGACCGAAUUCUUUGUAAUCCAUUUUGACCACACCUGAACUUUACAGUCAUACACCCUACAUACGAAGUAUACUGGUAGGCUGUCAUUUGUCAUAAUCCAAAGAUGCAGUGUGUGUGUUUUCUCAAACCAUCAUUCAGUGUUGCAUUCCUUUGUGUCAGAAAGUCUCCUCUAAUUACUCCUAGCCUGCAGGUCUGUAAUACAGAGCCUCUUCACUUUAAGCACAGCAGGCAGAAUGCUCUGUGAAUCCUCAAGAACCGUCCUCAUCUCUAAACCACACCAGGAGCACAAUGAAAGGUCACCUCUGCUUCUGCAAUAUCAUAAGGUCAUAUUUCAGGGUCUGGAAGGUGAAAUACCACCUGCAGUUUCCUUUUAUUUAUUUUCUGAAAAUUGAAGUGCCUGUCACUCACUUGGAGGUUUUAAGCUUUAUUAGAAGCUUCUGAAUCUAUCUAUCUAUCUAUCUAUCUAUCUAUCUAUCUAUCUAUCUAUCUAUCUAUCUAUCUAUCUAUCUAUCUUUGUGGAGAAUACUUGGAUCAAAAUUCUAUUUGAUUGCCACCUUUUUGCACCUCUUCACUGGUUUCCAUUGCUUGGCAUUUAAAAGCGAACAUAAAUCUUGGACCUUUUAACCCUUUUUUCCACAGGCAGCACUGUUAUGGUCAUUCCAAAGCCCCGGUUGAUCUGGGUGAGACCGAAGGUGACGAGGAAUUUGCUUUUAGAGACUUUAAAUUUUGAAACUCCCACACCCUUAUGGAAUUUAAUUUUAGCACCAGUGUUACAAAAACAUCACUAAAACCAUUCCAAUUUUACAAGUUCACAGCAAAUACAAAGAAUUAAGCAUCUAACAUAACGCUAUUUAACUAUAGUGAGUUUAAUGACAUAAAUGAUUAUAGAAGAAUCUAAAUGCAGCUAAUUAAACUCUGUAACUAUAAUGAUUUCAGUCCAUUACUUAACAUGAUGAAUAUAAUUCUGUGUUAUUCUGUAGUUCAAUUUGUAGUCAUUAAAAUACCAAGUUCACCAAACAUGCACUACAUUGCUUCACUCUUUCAAACAUAUCUCAGCGAUCUCUUUGCCUCAGGCAAGCGCAGGAGUGUUGGCCUUGCUCCAUUGGAUCUGGUCUGUCGGUGCCUCCUUAUAAAGGAGGAGUGAAUGUCUGAGGGUCUCUUAGUCUCUUCUCCCAGCAGAACUGACACUACUGCUGCUUCACAAUCAAUGAAGUGCAACCCACUGUGCUAGUUGUCCUCUGACGGUCCUUUGCCCACUCUGCUGCCUUUUUUAAUUCUGCAUUUUUCACGACUCCAAAAAUAGGACUGACUGCAGCAAUUGCACAGGAAGCUGGCUUGGGCAAGGAUGUUUCUUACACCACUGCUGCUGGCCACAGCACUUUCCAGCAUAUGGGCCCAAGACUUUUACCAAGCGAGGAAAACCAUCAAGAAUUCUGGAGCCAAACCUCUUGCUGCAAAUAUCUACAAUGAUCAAGCCAUCCUUGAUGAAGAGUGUAGCCUGGAACUUGCCUUCCUGUUGGACAGCUCUGAGAGUGCAAAAGACAAUCAUGAGGAUGAAAAGCAGUUUGCCAUGAACAUGGUGGACAGACUCCAAGGUGUCCGGCUGCAGACUGGACGCAGCUUGAGUUUGAGAGUUGCUCUGCUGCAGUACAGCAGCCACGUUAUCACAGAGCAGACCUUCAGAUAUUGGAGAGGAGCAGAGAAUUUCAAGACCCAAAUAGCCCCAAUAGUCUACAUUGGGCAUGGCACCUACACCACGUAUGCCAUCACCAACAUGACCAAGAUUUACCUGGAAGAAUCCAGCCCUCACAGCAUCAAAGUAGCAGUGCUGCUUACAGAUGGUGUUUCCCACCCAAGGAACCCUGACAUUUUCUCUGCUGUUGCUGAAGCCAAAAACCAGGGCAUCAAGUUCUUCACUUUGGGCAUCACCCGAGCAGCCAAUGAGCCGGCCAAUGUUGCUAAUCUCCGCCUCCUCGCCAGCUCCCCUGCUUCUGUCUUUCUCCAUAAUUUACAGGAUAAUAACAUAGUCGAAAAAAUCUCCACUGAAAUUAUUGGCUUAGCUGAUGAAGAUUGCCCAGUGGCUCAGAGAUGUGCUUGUGACAAAGGAGAGAGAGGACCCAGUGGGCCUGCAGGAAAGAAAGGUCGCCCUGGUGAUGAUGGAGCCCCGGGGCCUAAAGGGCAAAAGGGUGAAGCAGGAUUAAGUGGAGUACCCGGGCGAGAGGGUCCAGAGGGAAAACCAGGUUACAGAGGAGAUAAGGGUGAGAGGGGUGAAUGUGGCACUCCAGGAAUCAAAGGAGACAGGGGUCCUGAGGGGUCAAUAGGAGAAAGAGGACCCCGAGGCCUGCAGGGUUUACCAGGACCACAUGGAGACAGGGGACCUGAGGGCCCCCAGGGAAAGCAGGGUGAACGGGGCCCAUCCGGCCCUCCAGGAAUUCAAGGGGAGACUGGUAUUGGGCUUCCUGGACCAAAAGGUGACAUGGGAUUCCAGGGCAGACCAGGUCCUUCUGGUCCUCCAGGAGUGGGUGAACCCGGCCUUCCUGGACCUCAAGGACCACAAGGUGUUCAAGGGGAAAAGGGACCCCAAGGUGAAGGGUUUCCUGGGCCAAAGGGGGAUCGAGGGCUGCCAGGGCCCAGGGGACCGCGGGGACAGCAGGGUGUAGGCAUCAAAGGAGAAAAGGGAGAACUGGGCCAACCAGGAUUGCCAGGGCCAACUGGACCAAUAGCAGUGGGCAUACAGGGAGAAAAGGGAAAUGAAGGACCAAGAGGCCCUCCAGGAGUCAGAGGUCUUCCAGGAGAAGGUCUACCUGGGCCCAAGGGAGACCAAGGUUUACCAGGAGAGCAUGGAGCUCCAGGAGAGACAGGUGUUGGUGAACCUGGGCCAAAGGGAGAACCUGGAGCGGUAGGAGUGAGUGGCCUGCCUGGUCUGCCAGGAGAAGAUGGAGCUCCAGGGCAGAAGGGUGAGCCUGGUUUGCCUGGUUUAAGAGGUUCUGAGGGGCCACAAGGAGUUGGUACUCAAGGCGAGAAGGGCGACCAGGGUGUUAGGGGCAUCCGUGGGUUACAUGGACCUCCUGGGGUCUCAGGACCAUCUGGACCAAAAGGUGAACGCGGGAUACCAGGCCAGCAGGGCAUGCCAGGGCAGCCGGGACGGUCCAUAGCAGGUGCAAAGGGUGAUAUUGGUCCCGCUGGCCCACCUGGUCCUAUUGGAGAAACAGGCCAUGGACUACCUGGUCCAAAGGGUGAUCGCGGCUAUCCAGGUUCACCAGGUCCUGCUGGCCCAAAAGGCCAAGGCAUCCCUGGCCCUAUGGGUGCUCCAGGCCAGCCAGGACUACCAGGUGAGCCCGGCCCAGAAGGAGUAGGAUUUCCUGGACCUAAGGGAGACAUUGGGUUUAGAGGAUUGCCAGGUUUGCCUGGUCCACCAGGAGAAGGCUUACAGGGACCACUAGGCAAUGUUGGAAGGCCAGGUCCUCCAGGCCCAACUGGACCUCCAGGAGAAGGUAUUCAAGGUCCAAAGGGUGAGCCAGGAUCGCAAGGCAUGACUGGGCCUAGAGGGCCUCGGGGAGAUGGGCCUCCUGGAGAAAAAGGUGAUCGUGGACUACAGGGUGAGAGGGGGAUAAAGGGUACAAAAGGAGACAUGGGAGAUCCUGGAGUCCCUGGUGAAAUGGGAAGGCCUGGAGAAAAGGGAGAACCAAGCCUCACAAGAGAAGAAAUUAUCAAGCUGAUCAAAGAAAUCUGUGGAUGUGGCAUCAAGUGCAAGGAAAGGCCAAUGGAACUUGUCUUCGUCAUUGACAGCUCAGAGAGUGUUGGGCCUGAGAACUUUGAGAUCAUCAAAGAUUUCGUCACGAGGUUAGUGGAUCGGACCACAGUUGGACGCAACGCCACCAGAAUUGGCCUGGUCCUCUACAGUCUGGAUGUUCAUUUACAAUUCAACUUGGCUCGCUACAUCAGCAAGCAGGACAUCAAGCAGGCGAUCAGAAAAAUGCUUUACAUGGGAGAGGGCACUUACACUGGCACUGCAAUUAGAAAGGUGACUCAGGAGGCUUUCUUCAGCGCCCGCCCCGGUGUCAGAAAAGUAGCCAUCGUCAUCACUGAUGGUCAAACUGACAAACGAGAGCCUGUCAAGCUUGAUGUAGCUGUGCGGGAGGCUCACGCUGCAAACAUUGAGAUGUACGCCCUGGGAAUUGUCAAUUCCUCUGAUCCAACCCAGGCUGAGUUCUUACAGGAACUCAAUCUUAUAGCCUCAGACCCAGACAGUGAACACGUGUACCUCAUUGAUGACUUCAACACGCUAACAGCACUGGAGUCCAAACUUGUCAGCCAGUUCUGUGAAGAUGAAAAUGGUGCCUUUGUUUACAAUCACAUUGCCAAUGGACACCGGAAUGGUAACAAUGGGCUUAGUGUUAGUGGAAAUAAUGGAGCGACUACUAAUACCUAUAAUGGCUAUGACAACAAUGGUUACAUUUUUGGAAACAAUGGAUAUGGAAACAGUUAUGAAGAAGAAAUCCAAAACCAAAGACACACCAAUAGCCGUGGCCGUGGAGACACUUUCCAACUGCCCAUCAGUGCCGAUCCUCUUCCUGUUCAGGUAACAGAGGAUGAUGAUGGUGAAGAUUUAGAUUUAAGGGCUCACGUGCGGGGUGACAAGUAUCUGUCUAGAGUCAACAAAACAACAUUUAUAUCACCUGGUAGAGAAAGUUCUGUGUCCAAAACAACUGUUGUAUCAUCUUCAUCAUCAUCUGUAUCUGGAACAUCUUCAUCAACACUGACUUCAAGUUCCUCCUCAAACUCAAAUCAGUUACACCCUGUGGUGAUUCCAGUUCAGCCUGGAGAGACCCCUCGUCUCGAUCCCCGCUGUGACCUCAGCUUAGACCAAGGCACCUGCCGAGACUAUAUCAUACGCUGGUAUUAUGACAAGCAGGCCAAUGCUUGUGCACAGUUCUGGUACGGAGGCUGUGGUGGAAAUGGCAACCGUUACGAAACAGAAGAUGAAUGCAAGAAGACUUGCGUUCUGCUCAGAAGAGGUGGAUAAAAGGAGGAAACACCAUCACUAGGAGUCUAGCUCUACAACCUUCAGCUUUCCUCAUUUUAAUGAGAUGCCUUGUGACUCUUGUGUCACAGUUGGCCUUAGACACAAAAAUUUUUUUUAAUAAAUAGAGAGACAGCUGACAUGUUCCUGGUUUAACAAAAACAAAAUCAGAUUGACUUUUAUUUUAUUAAAAAGCCUUUCUUACCUCUGUGAUAUUGUAUUGUCCUUCCUAGGCUUAAAAUUCUAUGGAUUAUUCUUAUACCUCACCCAGACAUGCAGUUUAUAUAUUCUGAAUAUAUUUAGAGUAAAACAGCAUUCGUGAAAUGUUUUAUAUUAUGCUGAUAUAUGUGUUUUGAGUACUUUUGUGUUUUCCUGUUUGUUUUUCCUGAUUCUAUUGCAAUGUGUCCACAUGGGUAAAACUGGCAGCUGUAAUAAAGUAACAAAGGUGUUUUA